GGGGGACUGCUGAUUCCAAGAUGGAGGUGAAGAUGUCACUUCUGGACAACAUGAUAGGGGUGGGAGACAUGGUCCUGCUAGAAACCCUCAACGAAGACUCCUUCAUCGAGAACCUGAGGAAACGCUUCGACCACAAUGAGAUCUAUGUAAGUUCCCCCUCGUCAAGUGUUAAACUGGGUUUAGUCAUAACUGAGUUAUAUCAUUAAUAUAUUUUCAAUGUAUUUGACACUCAGAUUAUGCUUGAAUAUACGCUAACAUUCAAAUGCAUUUGACUGUGUAACUGGGUUUUGCCCCAGCUGCCUCCAGUCUCAAUGUUGUGGUUCAGCUGUGUUGUUCCCACAGCUUCCCUCUCCCUAAAAGUGCAUGUUUACACUUAGCUUAGACAAACACAAAGUGUGCACUUAAGCAAUCUGCAGAUACAUCAUUCAUUGUUCCUUAACUCACUGCUAGAGCCUGUGCUUAGCCUAUUCAUGUUAGCCCUGGCCUCAAAAACAGCAGCACAGAUACAGCAACCUCACCACAAAGCCCUGAGUUGACCAAUUAAUAAAUCACAUCACUGAAGAAUGUAGAUGUCUCAAAUAAGGCAGAACAUUCAGAGCUCCAGGGAUGAGGAGAUUCAACUGGCUGCUGCCGCUUCCCUCGAGGGGGGUAAAUGAAUGGAGCAGACCUGGGUUCCAAUACUGUUUUGAAAUAUUUCAAAUACUUUGAGUGAUUGCGCCAGCCUGCCUGGAGUGCCAGAUUGGCAGGGUGGGCAGUUUUGGCACUACUGUAUUGGUCCGUUAAGACAGGCAAGCUCAAUAAAGCAUAUGCAACGUAUUUUAAAUGAUUUCAAAUAAUAUUUGAACCCAGGUCUGGAAUAGAGAGGCUGGAUGAGGGCUCUGUCUCAUGGCUCUGAACCUGGCUUCUCCCAGAAACCACUGCCUAUCUGUGGGUUGGCAUCUCCAGACAUCAGCCUCUAUGAUUAUGGCUCUGGUUCUCUCCUCGCUGCUGACUAGGACAGAGCCAAGUCAGAGCCCAGAGAUUGAUGUCACCACGCUCAACUAUGAUUGGCUGGCUACCUCAGCUUCGUGAUAUUGUAGUUAAAUUCAUAUCGCUUCCUGUGUGCAUAUGUGUUGUUUGUGACAUCUAAGCUGCCCUCAAAUUUCUGUCAAGAACUGUAAACUCAGAACUGCUCAGUGCAUGUGGUGACCCAUGCGUUGUACAAAGUAGGUCCAAGAUAUAGGCCUAUCAAGAGAACAUUUAUUGCAGCUACUCAUCUGGAUUAAUGUGACAAGAUUCAGACUAGAUCUGCUACAAUUUGGUUUAUUGACUCUCAACAAAGAUGUUAAGCUGCAUGGAUUUCCAGCAGUGCAUCAGCUGAGCACUGAAUGGAAACAGUCAGUCAGUAACAUAGAGGGGGGUCUAAAGCAUAUGGUUGGUCUAAGUCAGUCUGUAAUGUUGGAGCAAAAUUGUUUUGUUAGUCUAAUGCUGUGUAAAUGCUUGAGUUGAAUAAUACUAUUCAACUGGUAAUUUUCCAUUCUGUUCAGUAACCUCUUUACAUACCGCACAGAGGAGUGAUUUGUUACUGGCUGAUUAUCUUUAGGGACUAAAAGCCAGGCGGAAAUCUAGUUUCCUCUGUUUAGGCUUUAAAUAUCUUAUCACUCCCCUAUCUCAAAUCAAAUUGUAUUUGUCAAAUAGACCUUACAGUAAAAUGCUUACUUACAAGCCCUUAACCAACAAUGUAGUUUUAAGAAAAAUAAGUGUUAAGUAAAAAAUAGAUAAUUAAAGAAAAUAAGAAAAAUUACAAAUAAUUAAUUAAAGAGCAGCAGUAAAAUAACAGUAGUGAGGCUAUAUACAGGGGGUACAGAGUCAAUGUGACGGGGCACAGGUUAGUCGAGGUAAUAUGUACAUGUGGGUAGAGGUAAAGUGACUAUGCAUAGAUAAUAAACAGAGAGUAGCAGCAGUGUAAAAAGAGGGGGUGGGGGGACAAUGCAAAUAGUCCAGGUAGCCAUUUGAUUAGCUGUUCAGGAGUCUUAUGGCUUGGGGGUGGAAGCUGUCAAGAAGCCUUUUGGACCUAGACUUGGCGCUCCGGUACCAGUCUAUGACUAGGGUGGCUGGAGUCUUUGGCAAUUUUUAGGGCCUUGCCCUGACACCGCCUGAAAUAGAGGUCCUGGAUGGCAGGAAGCUUGGCCCAAGUGAUGUACUGGGCUGUACGCACUACCCUCUGUAGUGCCUUGCGGUCAGAGGCCGAGCAGUUGCCAUACCAGGCGGUGAUGCAACCAGUCAGGAAGCUCUCGAAUGUGCAGCUGUAUAACGUUUUGAGGAUCUGAGGACCCAUGCCAAAUCUUUUCAGUCUCCUGAGCGGGAAUAGGCUUUGUCGUGCCCUCUUCACGACUGUCUUGGUGUUUGGACCAUGUUAGUUUGUUGGUGAUGUUGACACCAAGGAACUUGAAGCUCUCAACCUGCUCCACUACAGCCCUGUCAAUGAGAAUGGGGGCGUGCUCGGUCCUCUUCUUUUUCCUGUAGUCCACAAUCAUCUCCUUUGUCUUGAUCAGGUUGAAGGAGAGUUUGUUAACCUGGCACCACACUGCCAGGUCUCUGACCUCCUCCCUAUAGGCUGUCUUAUCGUUGUCGGUGAUCAGGCCUACCACUGUUGUGUCAUCGGCAAACUUAAUGACUUAAUCUUAGACACGUAGGCUGUGAGAACUGGUUAGAACAUGUUCAUGUUAGUACUAUUCUUUUAAGGAAGUAGAGCCAAUUGCCCCUUAUCUCUUCAAAUCAAAUCAAAUCAAAUGUUAUUGGCCACAUGCGCCGAAUACAACAGGUGUAGACAUUACAGUGAAAUGCUUACUUACAGCCCUUAACCAACAAUGCAUUCAUUUUUUAAUAAAAAAAUUAAAAUAAAACAACAACAAAAAAGUGUUGAGAAAGAAAGAGCAGAAGUAAAAUAACAGUAGGGAGGCUAUAUAUACAGGGGGGUACCGGUGCAGAGUCACCGCAUUUGAGGGGUAAACAGCUCUUUGUGUAGAUGAAAUAUAUAAAGACUGUGCGACUUGUAAAUAAUUAAGUUACUCUCUGGCUUUAUCCUGAGAGGGAACUUCCUGCCAAUUGCUUGUAUAAAACUCUUAUAAACUGGAAAAUGAGCUCUGCCUGAUCCUUGGAACAAGUUUUUCCUCAACAGUAACGUGUGUGUGUGUGUGUGUGUGUGUGUGUGUGUGUAUAUAUAUAUAUGUGUGUGUGUGUAUAUAUACACACACACUGUAUAUACAGUGGGGGGAAAAAGUAUUUAGUCAGCCACCAAUUGUGCAAGUUCUCCCACUUAAAAAGACGAGAGAGGCCUGUAAUUUUCAUCAUAGGUACACGUCAACUAUGACAGACAAAUCGAGAUUUUUUUUCUCCAGAAAAUCACAUUGUAGGAUUUUUUAUGAAUUUAUUUGCAAAUUAUGGUGGAAAAUAAGUAUUUGGUCACCUACAAACAAGCAAGAUUUCUGGCUCUCACAGACCUGUAACUUCUUCUUUAAGAGGCUCCUCUGUCCUCCACUCGUUACCUGUAUUAAUGGCACCUGUUUGAACUUGUUAUCAGUAUAAAAGACACCUGUCCACAACCUCAAACAGUCACACUCCAAACUCCACUAUGGCCAAGACCAAAGAGCUGUCAAAGGACACCAGAAACAAAAUUGUAGACCUGCACCAGGCUGGGAAGACUGAAUCUGCAAUAGGUAAGCAGCUUGGUUUGAAGAAAUCAACUGUGGGAGCAAUUAUUAGGAAAUGGAAGACAUACAAGACCACUGAUAAUCUCCCUCGAUCUGGGGCUCCACGCAAGAUCUCACCCCAUGGGGUCAAAAUGAUCACAAGAACGGUGAGCAACAAUCCCAGAACCACACAGGGGGACCUAGUGAAUGACCUGCAGAGAGCUGGGACCAAAGUAACAAAGCCUACCAUCAGUAACACACUACGCCGCCAGGGACUCAAAUCCUGCAGUGCCAGACGUGUCCCCCUGCUUAAGCCAGUACAUGUCCAGGCCCGUCUGAAGUUUGCUAGAGUGCAUUUGGAUGAUCCAGAAGAGGAUUGGGAGAAUGUCAUAUGGUCAGAUGAAACCAAAAUAUAACUUUUUGGUAAAAACUCAACUCGUUGUGUUUGGAGGACAAAGAAUGCUGAGUUGCAUCCAAAGAACACCAUACCUACUCUGAAGCAUGGGGGUGGAAACAUCAUGCUUUGGGGCUGUUUUUCUGCAAUGGGACCAGGACGACUGAUCCGUGUAAAGGAAAGAAUGAAUGGGGCCAUGUAUCGUGAGAUUUUGAGUGAAAACCUCCCAUCAGCAAGGGCAUUGAAGAUGAAACGUGGCUGGGUCUUUCAGCAUGACAAUGAUCCCAAACACACCACCCGGGCAACGAAGGAGUGGCUUCGUAAGAAGCAUUUCAAGGUCCUGGAGUGGCCUAGCCAGUCUCCAGAUCUCAACCCCAUAGAAAAUCUUUGGAGGGAGUUGAAAGUCCGUGUUGCCCAGCGACAGCCCCAAAACAUCACUGCUCUAGAGGAGAUCUGCAUGGAGGAAUGGGCCAAAAUACCAGCAACAGUGUGUGAAAACCUUGUGAAGACUUACAGAAAACGUUUGACCUGUGUCAUUGCCAACAAACGGUAUAUAACAAAGUAUUGAGAAACUUUUGUUAUUGACCAAAUACUUGUUUUCCACCAUAAUUUGCAAAUAAAUUCAUAAAAAAUCCUACAAUGUGAUUUUCUGGAUUUCUUUUUCUCAUUUUGUCUGUCAUAGUUGACGUGUACCUAUGAUGAAAAUUACAGGCCUCUCUCAUCUUUUUAAGUGGGAGAACUUGCACAAUUGGUGGCUGACUAAAUACUUUUUUUCCCCACUGUACAUACAAACGUAUGUGGACACCCCUUCAAAUUAGUGAAUUCAGCUAUUUUAGCCACACCCAUUGCUGACAGGUGUAUGAAAUUGAACACACAUCCAUGCAAUCUCCAUAGACAAACAUUGGCAGAGUGGCAUUACUGAAGAGCUCGUGACUUUCAACGUGGCACCGUCAUAGAUCACCUUUCCAACAAGUCAGUUUGUCAAAUUUCUGCCCUGCUAGAGCUGCCCUGGUCAACUUUAAGUGUUGUUAUUGUGAAGUGGAAACAUCUAGGAGCAACAAUGGCUCAGCCGCGAUGUAUAUACUGUAUUCUAUACUAUUCUACUGUAUCUUAGUCCAUGCCGCUCUGACAUCGCUUGUCCAUAUAUGUAUACAUUCUUAAUUCAUUCCUUACUUAGAUUUGUGUGGAUUGGGUAUAUGUUGUGAAAUUGUUAGAUAAUACUUUUUAGAUAUUAGAAGCACAAGCAUUUCGCUACACCCGCAAUAACAUCUGCUAAACACGUGUAUGUGACCAAUAAAAUGUGAUUUGAUUUAAGGUGUGGCAGGUCAUAAGGGAUGGUGAUAUCAAACCAUUUUAAGGGUUGAUAGCAGAGUUUGGCCUGAAUGAUAUGGAAUUUCUACCCUAUUUGCAGCUCAAAUCAAUAAUACAAUUUAUUUCUCAAAGGGUAUUUAUGUGGGAUCUAAAAGUGUGAUAGACAACAAAGAGAGGGGUGCUGAUAAUGGGAAAGGAAUGGUUUCCGCCUUAUACAAGCUUGUUGGUCUCUCCCCCCCAAACAGCAACAUCCUUACUCGGUUACGUUGGGAACAGGACUUUGGUGCAUCUCUGACCGCAGUACAGUGCGAUGCAAUACGGAAAAACACAAAUUAAUCAAAUUAAGGUUUUGCAUAGGGCUUAUAUUAUACCUCACAGGUUGAAAAAAAUGAAUCAAAGCCUUUCAGAUUUGUGGUGUUAUGUCUGCGGUGAGGUUGGUACACUCUAAUGCAUCUGUUAUGGAAAUGUCCAGCUGUCAAAAGAUUUUGGACCGAGGUAGAUGAUAUGUUGUCUGGAAUUUUGAAUGUAUGUAUUCCACUUUGUCCUGUAGUGUGCCUGUUAGGAAGUAGGUUGGACAAUAUCCAACCUAGAACCACGCAACGCAUCAUUGCAUUGGCCUUCCUGCCAGUCAAACGAACAAUACUUAUGAAUUGGAAAGAGCGUAAUGCGCAAUGCUACGGCAUUGGAAAUUUGGUUAAGGAAAUUCAUGGAUUUAUUGACUAUGGAACAAGCGGCGUCGGCCCUUCAGGACUAUGACAAUGGUCUAGAGGGUCUCUGGGACAUUAUAGGAACAUAUGUAUAUCAAAAAGCAUAGCCUAAUAUAUGAACUGUCUGUAUUUGUUUGUGAACCCCCCCAGGCUUGACUCGUACCACCAAACUUUACAGUUGGCGCUAUGCAUUGGGGCAGGUAGUAUCUUUGCCACUUCACAUGAAAACUCAAGUAGUGGAUUAUCUAUUUUACAGUGGAACUUGAGCUAAUACCAUAAUGAUGAUAUGGAGAUCAAAUUGCUAUCUUCUGUUACAAUUUGGUCCUCUAACCACUCCCAGCUGCCUACUAUUCUCCCAUUUGUAUAACCCCAUGACAAUGGUUAUCUUGCAUUGUAAGACAAGUAAUACAAAUAAACAUCAGGAACACCUAAUCCACCCUUGCUUCUUGGUUUCUUAUCUUUACACAAUAAGCCAGAAAAGAAACUACGUAUCUCUUUAAACCAGUACUGAGGGAACUGAAGUGGUAUAGCUGACAUAAGGAACGAGAGUCUAGGGAGUAUGUUCAUCUUUAUUGCCUCUGCUCUACCCCGUAGUGAUAAAGGUAGUACAGUAAUAAUAACAUUUGGGUGGUGCCUUCCACCUCCACUGACCAGGAGUGGUUUUAAAAGCUGACUGGCUGGCUGCAGCCUAGGUUUAGCCACGAAUCCCUACAGGCCCAUUAGGUGAGUGUCCCUAGUACAUGUUCAAAUCGAAUCAAAUUUUAUUUGUCACGUACACGUGUUUAGCAGAUGUUAUUGCGGGUGUAGCGGAAUGCUUGUAAUGGUGUCAGUUGUUUUCAUUCAUGAGGUGAAUCUUGCUGGGUCUUUUCGUUCCUUACCGGUUGUCAUGCCAACCACCCAGUGUUAGGCUAUCACAUGACACCCUGCCCACAACAUCAACCUCCAUGGAUUUGUUUUCCUGAGAUUUAGAAGAAAAUAUCUAUAUAUAUUUUAUUUUUUUUACCUAUGACUCCUCCCCUUCUGAUGUCAUCCAUCUAUUUUGAUGAGCCAAGUCAAACAGACACAUUUAAAUGUCAGUUUAGGCAUGACAUUUCCUCUGUGUUGACCAUACACAACCCCUUGAAAAGGUCUUGCUGUUUUAGCUUAGAUCUAAUGGGAAUGUUGUUAGACUGUGAUGUCUGGAUUAUAAUGCUUAGUUUGUAAUGAGGAAGUAUUUUCUUUUACUGUUUGGAACUUGUAAUUACAAAGUCCUGCAAGGAGACGUUUCCCCUUCCUCUGUAAUUUACUCAGCACUGUCUAACUUUCAUCCUCAACUUGAAAGAACUAGCUUUGAAAUGGCCCUUUUUUUUAUAUGGGCGAUCACGACUACACACUGAUAUAAUGGGACAAACAGUGAUCUGGUUACUAUUAUUAUUGACUCUGGCGUUCAGUUAGGAUCAAUGGUCCAUGUGGUUGGAAAGCCCCUGUUUUCUUUGCCAUAAAACACCAUUGGUCCCUCAUUCAUUAUAUGGAUAUCAUUUUUUACACUAAGCAUUCUCUUCUCUUAAGUCCUGAUAAUGAUCUCUACUGUAUAUCCCUCCAGUCCCAUUGUAGCACAAUUAUCUGAGGUAUUCAGGGGGAGAAGGGAGUGUACAUGCAGAGAGAGAGAGAGAGACACUUAAUGGUCCUGUACACAUCUGAUGGCCGUCUAGCAGUGACCCUACCAACCCAGUGUUUGCUUUUAUUCUGCACACUCCAAUAUCUUGUCCGUCCUCGCCUCGGCUUCUCCAAAGAGUCGAUUUUGCCUCCUAUGGACUUUCUGACAAUAGGCAGUGGGACGUGGUGUUGCCAUGGAAAAGGUCUGGCUCUCCUGUUCUGAGUGGGUUAUAUAACUUCAUUAUAACAGAGAGAGUGGAGAGGAUCAGGAGUUGUUUAGAACCACCUGAAAAUGCAGUGCGGUCCUCUUCUAUCUCAAUGUAAGGUUUACAGUUUGACUGAUUACUUGGAGCUCUUUCAGAAAUUACAGCCUGUCGUCACACUCUGCAGUAAUAAAUGGAGCCCAGGAAAGAUGCCAAAUGUGAAAUUAUUAUGUAUAAUUUUCUUAACAUACUCUAAGCAGCAAUUACAAAGUACAUAAUGUUUUUCUCAAGCAUAAUUUACAGAAAUAAGAUGUACUGUACAUAGAGAUUGACCCGGCUGCGCCAAGCUGACCCAUUUUCUUUGUUACCAAAUCUCAGUUUCAAUGACUUGAGUGCAGUGUCUUUGAUAUCAGUCAUCACUAUUGGAGAUGUAGUCUCAUCCCCUCUCCUCGUGCCCACCACCCUCCACUCCUAGAUUCCUCUAUCUACCAGACUCCCCUGUGACACCCACGGGGAGAAGUGUUGUUCUCUCAACAGAAGUGUUGUUCUCCUGCCGCCGCUCCGCAUCCCAGGAUUCCACAAAUUUUUCCUUUGUUUUUACGUCUCCCGUGCCGAUGCUCUUUCCACUCAUCUCUGCCUCCCGCAUGCCUGAACAAUGCAGCAGGAUAGCUGGGAAGAGCUGAGGAUGCAAAAAUGAAACUCCUCUCACCUCAGUGCUUCCCUGAGAGCAGAGCAGAGCUGAGCAUGUUAUCACUUUCAGACAUCACAGCAGUAUGCCCUACCUUAGAGAAAUUCUCUGAACACUAGUCAAUCCAUCACACCCUGAUGUCUCUCACUCUACUCUCUAUCGCUGUCUCUCUGCAGACUUACCUAGGCAGUGGAGUGAUAUCUAAUGUCUAAUAAUCAUACCCUGGUAUCUUGUUCCCUCUCUCUGCAGACGUACAUUGGCAGUGUGGUGAUCUCCAUUAACCCCUACAGGUCUCUGCCCAUCUACACACCACAGAAGGUGGAGGAGUAUCGCAACAGGAACUUCUAUGAGCUCAGCCCACACAUGUGAGUGCCUGGCCUAGGUCCUUCCUCCACCCUAUCGUUGUGUAGAGCCAUCUACCUCCACCCCACUGCUGGCAUGUUGUUGUGUAGGAUGCGUCUUUUUGUCCAAGUUGAGGCCACAGGCAACAAAGGCACCCUGUUUAUAAAUGCCUGAUGUUUCAGGCAAAAUGUCAAACACACAAGUGAACAGUAUUGAUUAGCGCACACAAUCAGAAACAUUUGAGCCCAGCAGACAGUGCACAUCUCGGCCAGUAGGUUGGCGGAGAGGUUUUUGUUUUGCCUCCUUUGAGUUCACUGUUCACAGUUUACUGUUCCCUUUGUGAUUUCCAGGGACCAGUAUGGUUUAACUAAAGUUCAACCAAAUGAACCAUUAAUGAGAUGGAGGACAUGCUGUGCUGCUGUCCCACACAUUAGACCUUAUUUUGGGGUACAGACAGUUGAGUAGUGGGGGGCCUCUCCUCUCAGAAACCCUCCAGCGGGUGGCCAUCUGCCUGUCCUUCCACAGCGGUGCCAGAGCCAGCCCAGAGGCCCUGCUGCACAGCUCUGCCAUAGUAAAA
Coregonus sp. 'balchen' is the source of this 9528-nucleotide messenger RNA. The record is from the annotation of a GenBank genome assembly. Lineage: Eukaryota; Metazoa; Chordata; Actinopteri; Salmoniformes; Salmonidae.